AUGGGUCGUCCUGACACGGACGCGCCGCCGUCGAGCGUCGCCGCGGGGCGGGCCGUCCACGGCCACGCCCACGGAGGCGGCAGAGUUGACGCGGCGCCGGCGCCGGCGGCGAGCGACUCAGCGUUCGACACCAACGUGGUGAUCAUCCUCGCGGCGCUCUUCUUCGCGCUGCUAUGUGUCAUCGGGCUCAACUCGCUGGCGCGGUGCGCGCUCCGGUGCGGUGGCCGCGGGGGAGCCGCGGCCGCUGAAGGCGACGGUGUGGCGUCGACGAGGGCGGCCCGCCGCGGCGGCGGAGGCGGCAUCAAGAGGCGCGUGCUGAGGAGCCUCCCCGUCGAGGUGUACGGCGGAGGAGGGGAGGGCAUCGACGACGUGUGCGCCAUCUGCCUCGGCGAGUUCGUGGACGGCGAGAAGGUGCGCGUGCUGCCGCGGUGCGGCCACGGGUUCCACGUCCGGUGCGUCGACGCCUGGCUCGUCUCCCACGGCUCAUGCCCGACGUGCCGGCGGCUGGUGAUCGAGGGCGCGCCCGCGAAGGGCGACGGUUGCGGCCGGAGCCGGCGUCCCGCGGAGACCGACACCAUCGGCGUGGACAUCGUGUGA
Messenger RNA from Lolium rigidum, 597 nucleotides. Its product is annotated as RING-H2 finger protein ATL74-like. The transcript has a single exon. The coding region runs from base 1 to 597 and encodes 198 amino acids. NCBI's taxonomy places the organism in Eukaryota, Viridiplantae, Streptophyta, Magnoliopsida, Poales, Poaceae. The record is from RefSeq and is a predicted model, not a curated record.